GCGCAGUGGCGGUAGUCCUUGGCUGAUCGGCUUCCUGUAGGUUACUUCCAGCCUUCCAGGACUGUAACAAAAUGCAGAGCUGGACGCAGCUUUACCGCUCUGUGGCCACGCGACGCCACCAUCUGCCCUGCAAGCUGCACCGAGCUGCAGUUGUGUCUGUGAGGAACUACGCCAACAAAACAGAAAUUGAUGCAGACAUCACAGUCGUGGGUUCUGGUCCAGGCGGAUACGUUGCUGCCAUCAAAGCUGCACAGCUUGGCUUUAAGACCGUUUGUGUUGAGAAAAAUGCAACGCUGGGUGGGACUUGUUUAAAUGUUGGCUGCAUCCCCUCAAAGGCGUUACUCAACAACUCCCACUUGUACCACUUGGCUCAUGGCAAAGACUUUGAAAGCAGAGGCAUCGAAAUUUCAGGAAUCUCCUUGAACCUGGAGAAGAUGAUGGCUCAGAAGAGCGGGGCGGUCAAAGCUCUCACCGGUGGAAUUGCACAUCUAUUCAAACAAAACAAAGUAACUCACGUAAAUGGUUUUGGGAGAUUAACCGGUAAGAACCAAGUGACGGCCACUGCAGCUGACGGCACAGAGCAGGUCAUCAACACCAAGAACAUCGUCCUCGCCACAGGCUCCGAGGUCACGCCCUUCCCUGGCAUCCAGAUCGAUGAGGAGACCAUCGUUUCAUCCACAGGAGCUCUGAGUCUGACGAAAGUUCCUGAAGAGCUGAUUGUGAUCGGAGCUGGAGUCAUUGGAGUCGAGCUGGGGUCAGUGUGGCAUCGGCUGGGUUCAACGGUCACAGCGGUUGAGUUCCUGGGCCAUGUUGGUGGCAUGGGCAUCGACAUGGAGAUCUCCAAGAACUUCCAGCGCAUCCUGCAGAAGCAAGGUCUUAAGUUCAAGCUCAGCACCAAAGUUAUGGGAGCCACCAGGAGGCCAGAUGGCAAGAUUGACGUGUCAGUGGAGGCUGCAGCUGGAGGGAAGAACGAGACGCUUACCUGUGACGUGCUGCUGGUCUGCAUCGGCAGAAGACCAUAUACCCAGAACCUGGGUCUGGAGGCUGUGGGCAUUGAGCUGGACAGCAGGGGGCGUAUACCUGUCAACAACCGCUUCCAGACCAACGCACCCAGUAUUUAUGCCAUCGGUGACGUGGUCGCCGGCCCCAUGUUGGCCCACAAGGCUGAAGAUGAGGGCAUCAUCUGCGUUGAGGGCAUCGCCGGCGGCGCUGUGCACAUCGACUACAACUGUGUUCCCUCCGUCAUCUACACGCACCCCGAGGUGGCCUGGGUGGGCAAGACGGAGGAGCAGCUCAAAGAGGAGGGCGUUCCGUACAAAGUUGGCAAGUUUCCUUUUGCAGCGAACAGCAGAGCCAAGACCAACGCAGACACCGACGGCCUGGUGAAGAUCCUGAGCCACAAGGAGACCGACCGGAUGCUCGGAGCCCACAUCCUGGGAACCGGGGCGGGGGAGAUGAUUAAUGAAGCCGCUCUGGCCAUGGAGUACGGCGCCUCGUGCGAGGACGUGGCCCGGGUCUGCCACGCCCACCCUACGGUGUCGGAAGCUUUCAGAGAAGCCAACCUGGCGGCCUCCUUUGGCAAAGCCAUCAACUUUUAACUUGCCAGCUGCUGCCACGCCCUCGGUGGGCAUCAUGGUGGGAAAACAGGAAGCUGUGUGUCCGGGACAAAACUAUACCAACUUUAACCUGCUGGGAUCCAGUGUGUUCAUCCAAACUACCACAGUCAGAUUUAUGUUAUUUAAAUGUUCUCAACAAAACAAUAAAAGACGUUUAAAUGAUAAAGA
Nematolebias whitei (Rio pearlfish) is the source of this 1784-nucleotide messenger RNA. It is a transcript of the gene dldh, whose product is annotated as dihydrolipoamide dehydrogenase. Gene Ontology annotation, cellular component: mitochondrion; oxoglutarate dehydrogenase complex. Gene Ontology annotation, molecular function: flavin adenine dinucleotide binding; dihydrolipoyl dehydrogenase (NADH) activity. The record is from RefSeq and is a predicted model, not a curated record. The transcript is spliced from 14 exons. The coding region runs from base 72 to 1598 and encodes 508 amino acids. NCBI's taxonomy places the organism in Eukaryota, Metazoa, Chordata, Actinopteri, Cyprinodontiformes, Rivulidae.